Molecule: messenger RNA, 450 nt
Organism: Yarrowia lipolytica CLIB122
Lineage: Eukaryota; Fungi; Ascomycota; Dipodascomycetes; Dipodascales
Source: RefSeq, a predicted model, not a curated record
AUGUCCUUCAUCCUCAAUCACCUCAACGAAACUACCCUCAACGUCCAGGGUGACGAGGGUGUCCAGUUCUCCAUUGUCGGCGGCCUGGGCACUUUGGCCUCUGCUUACGCCUCGUAUCUCAUGUGUACCCGGGUGCCUACUUCUAACAAGACUUGGCUUGCUGCCACAGUUGCAUCUCUGUUCAUCUCAAUUGGCAACCAGUACCAGUGUCAGUUCACUCCCGGGUCCCCCGCCAACUCGUCUUACAUUGGUCGACUUCCCUGGACCGUUCUGCGAGUAGCCUUCCUGGCAGUGGUCUAUGGUCAGCUCAACCUUGGAGGCACCAAGUUUACAUGGGCUGCUGGAAAUCCUCUGCACAUCCCUGUUCUUUUCCUGGCCAGCUAUGUGCUCAACGAGGUCGGAAAUGUCCUUCGAAAGCCCAUUCCCAAGCCUGUCGUGAAAGACGAGUAA